This is a messenger RNA of Scomber scombrus (Atlantic mackerel), 432 nucleotides long. RefSeq names its product NACHT, LRR and PYD domains-containing protein 12-like. The coding region runs from base 1 to 432 and encodes 143 amino acids. Lineage: Eukaryota; Metazoa; Chordata; Actinopteri; Scombriformes; Scombridae. The record is from RefSeq and is a predicted model, not a curated record. The transcript is spliced from 5 exons.
AUGCAGCAGCAGAGAGCAGACUCUCCUGCACCCAGCUGUGUCUCCAUUAAGAGUGACUGGUCUAUGGGUCAUCCUCCUGUGUUUAAAGAUGGACAACCUGCUGAUGGAAGUCUGUCAGGAUGUCUGAUCACAGAGGAAGGCUGUGCUUCUCUGGCCUCAGCUCUGAACUCCAACCCCUCCCAUCUGAGAGAGCUGGACCUGAGCUACAAUCAUCCAGGAGACUCAGGAGAGAAGCUUCUGUCUGCUGGACUGGAGGAUCCACACUGGAGACUGGACACUCUCAGGAUGGACCAUGGUGGACUGCAGAGACUGAAACCUGGUCUGAGGAAGUAUGCCUGUGAACUGGAACUGGAUCCAAACACAGUGAACAGAAAACUCAAACUGUCUGACAACAACAGGAAGGUGACACGUGGCACAAAGAGGUGUUUAUGA